Molecule: messenger RNA, 1596 nt
Organism: Momordica charantia (bitter melon)
Lineage: Eukaryota; Viridiplantae; Streptophyta; Magnoliopsida; Cucurbitales; Cucurbitaceae
Source: RefSeq, a predicted model, not a curated record
UCUUCGAUGGCUUCGUUUCCUCAGUUUCUCGUCGGUUAUCUUCUCUGUUUCAAGCUCAGAUUCCCAGUUUUCUCUCGCUAGGGGUUUUUUAGGGUUUUUGUAUCAUUCUCGGAUGCAGUCUGUAAAUACAAUGUUGCGUUACCGGAAUUCCAAUGCCAUUGUGAUUCUUCUGCAUUGCAAGAUGACGUUUCUUGUGUUCUCUCGUGGUUUCCCUCCCAGGAUCAUUGGAAAUUGGAUGAGAGAAUACUCGCCAGAAUUUCAAUCUCUUUUCAUCUAUUGAUCAAUCUGGGAGGUCUCCAAUCACUGCCGAUGUCCGGCGGUAAUGAUUUCGAUAACUCUGAUAGAUUUUUUUGGCUCGUAUCGUGGCGCCUUGAAUCUGUUUAUCGACUAUGCUUGUAUUAAUUUUUUAUGCGACACUUAAGAUCGUUUUUUAUGCAUUUCUAAAUGUUUUGAUUCUUAAUAAUUAUUGGAAGAUUAGUUCAAGUGAAAAUAAACUUACCGUUAAUUAUGUAAAAAUGGUUUAUACAAGAAGUUGUUGUCCAAGGAACUGGAGAAUCUGGGCKAUGAACAACAUAUUGAUAUCACUUUAAUGAAGUUUUUAGUUCGAACCUCCGUACAGAAAUAAUGCAUUCGGGGCACUGUAGUAUUUUCCAAUUUUGAGGAUUACGAUCAACCCCCCAAUGCUGUUAAAUUUGCAGAGGGACGAGUAGACUUUCUUACUCUCAAGAAUCAGAGGACGCACGARCAAACUCGACCAAUCCCAAUGUUAGUAGAGCCAUUUGAAGUAUUGCAUCCUGUCAAAGUGGAUCGUUGAGAAAACGUGUUGCAUCUAUCAAAUAGAGUCUACCAAAAUCGAGAUAUGAGGUUACUGUUCAAAGAAUGAAGCCCAUAUUGCUGGAGAAGAAGACGAAACAGCGAAAGCAGAGACCAAAAGCUUAAAAAAUGGCAAAACCCAGUCUCCUCUACCUUAUUCUCAUCCUCUUGGCUGUUGUUUUCCAGCACACCCAUUUCUCAUUCUGCGAUGCGAUUCUUGAUCUCAGAUCUUUGAAGGGCAGCAAAAUCGAUGUAAUGGCAAAAGGGGUUUGCAACCAGAAGAUCGGGGAGUGCCUGACUGAGCCAGAAAUGGAGUCGGAAACCAGUAGAAGGGUCCUGAUGAUGCAGAAGAAGUAUAUAAGCUACGAUACUCUUAAGAGGGACAUGGUCCCUUGCACAAGGCCAGGGGUUUCAUAUUAUGAAUGCCAUUCUGGGCCUGCAAAUUCCUACGACAGAGGCUGUGAGGUCAUUACUAGAUGCGCUAGAGAUGUGCACGACAUUAACACUUGAACAUGCCUGUGUUGCAUGCCCUGACAGUUGCUGGCACUGCAGCCGUCCGCAUAAGCAGGCAUCAACCAAGAAGGUUUGAUUUAUGUGCUUUUGUAAAAAAGUAGUGUUGAGAAUUAUGAUUUACUUGAACAAUUGAUGUAAUAAACACAUUUUCCAAUGGAAUUGCUUUUGAACACCACACAUUUCAGCGUUCUGAGUUAGAUAAACUGGACUGGCUAUUAUUUGUUUGAAGCUCCAGUUCUAUAUAUCAUGGCCCAUUGCUUAGUUCUCUUA